UCAGAUUUACAGACUUUUGUUACCCUGUCUAAAGAUAUUUGAAAUUUUUACCUGGCAUCUCUGAUCAAGCCGAUUUAUAGCGAAAAGCAAAUGUUUAUUUUGUAAAUUGAAUAAAAUCACACGAAGUAAAAUGGAAUUCAGCUUCGAACGAGAUGGGAUACUGAAAGACCUAAAAGAGAAUGAAUCAGAAAACAAUCCUGAAGCCUUUUCUAUAUCGUCCGCUCCAACAAUUGAUUCCCCCAUAAAACUAGAAUAUCAGAUUUGUGAUGAGGAAUUUACACAGAAAAGUGAUCUUCAUAAAGACGUCUUAGUACCUAAAGGGAAACCGGUUUAUUGUUGCGAACUUUGCGGGGAACAAUUUUCAAUUAAGAAAGCCCUGAAAAAGCACAUGAUCGUUCAUAAUGAACACCAACAAUUCAAAUGUAAUAUGUGUGGCAAAGAGUUUCGGUAUCAUCAGCAAUUAAAGGACCACACAAAUAUUCACACUGGUGAGCGUCCGUACAAUUGCACUGCAUGCGAAAAAAAAUUUUCGUCUAAAAAGUUGCUUGGUCAACACAUGCUCAUUCACACAAGCCAGCGGUCGUACAAAUGCAUUGUAUGCGGGAAAGAAUUUUCUAUCAAACGUUAUCUAACUAAUCACAUGUCUUUUCACCAAAGUUUGUACAAAUAUAAAUGCGAAGUGUGUGGCAAAGGCUUUAAUGAUGCUGUUUGCAUCACGAAACACAAACGCAUUCAUACAAACAAGAGGUUUAAAUGCACCAUAUGCGAGAAAGAUUAUUCCUAUAAGAGUCUUCUCAUCAGACACAUGAAAAUUCAUUUGGAUAAUUACGAGCAUAAGUGUGAUGUGUGCGGCAAAGGAUUCAACUGCAAAUCAGAUUUGAAAGACCACGAACAUAGUCACACAGGUGAACGGCCUUACAAAUGCACUGUAUGUGGAAAAGAUUUCCAAGGUAAACCAAAUUUUACUCUACACAUGCAACUUCACACAAGCGAGCGACCAUACAAAUGCACCCUAUGUGGCAAAGAUUUCGUCGUUUUGGCUUACCUAACUAGACACAUGCGUAUUCACACGAAUGAUUAUAGGCAUAAGUGUGAUGCGUGUGGCAAAGGAUUCCGGAGCAGAUUAUGCUUGAAAGACCAUGAACACAGGCAUACAGGCAAGCGACCAUACAAAUGCACCGUAUGUGGGAAAGAUUUCUCCAUCAUGGCUUAUCUAACUAAACACAUGCUCACUCACACGGAUGAUUAUAAGAAUAAGUGUGACGUUUGUGGCAAAGGAUUUGUGACCAGACCACUCUUGGAAGAUCAUAAACGCCUUCAUACAGGAGAGCGACCGUUCAAAUGCAUUGUAUGCGGAAAGGAAUUUGCCUCUAAGGAUUACUUAACUAAACACAUGUCUACUCACCAAAGUGAAUACAAAUAUAAGUGCGAAGUGUGUGGCAAAACCUUCUAUCGUAGUGCUAACCUGGCAAGACACAAUCGCAUUCAUAUGAAUGAGAAGAUUAAAUGCACCAUCUGCGAAAAAGAUUAUUCCGGUAAGUCUUCAUUCAGCAGACACAUGAAACUUCACGGGGAUGGUUACGAGCAUAAAUGUGAUGUGUGCGGCAAACAAUUCAUCUCUAAAUUACUUUUGCAAGAUCACAACAAUAUUCACACAGGAGAGCGAUCUUUCAAAUGCACCGUAUGUGGAAAAGAAUUUGCGAUGAAUGGUUCUUUAAAAAAACACAUGUCUAUUCAUCAAAAUGAGAACAAAUAUAAGUGCGAAGUGUGUGGCAAAGGCUUUUAUGAUAGGGCAAACUUAGUGAAACACAAACGCAUUCAUACAAACGAGAAGUUUAAAUGCGCCAUAUGCGAGAAAGAUUAUUUCUGUAAGUAUAAACUUAGCAGACACAUGAAAACUCAUUCGUUAUGAUUACUGAAAUGUAUAACACUUUUAAUGUAAUACAUUUAUUUGGUUUAAAAAUCAGCAUUAAUCAAGUAACGCAUUAUAACGCGUUGUAAAUGAAGAAGUAUAGUAAGAAUAGUAAAUACAGCUGAAA
This is a messenger RNA of Malaya genurostris, 2039 nucleotides long. RefSeq names its product gastrula zinc finger protein XlCGF57.1-like. The transcript has 2 exons. The record is from RefSeq and is a predicted model, not a curated record. The coding region runs from base 131 to 1912 and encodes 593 amino acids. NCBI's taxonomy places the organism in Eukaryota, Metazoa, Arthropoda, Insecta, Diptera, Culicidae.